Molecule: messenger RNA, 1425 nt
Organism: Microthlaspi erraticum
Lineage: Eukaryota; Viridiplantae; Streptophyta; Magnoliopsida; Brassicales; Brassicaceae
Source: the annotation of a GenBank genome assembly
AUGAUAAAACGAUCUAGUAACUGUGCAAUUUGCGAGAACACCAAUCGUUCUUACAUCUGUAGCCUUUGCGUUAAUCAUAGAUUAAUUGAGUGUAACACUUUGUUAAAGUCACUAAAGACUCGACGAGAUUCUUUGCAUUCAAAGCUGAGUGAGCUAUUGGAAGCUAAGGGAAAAGCUGAUGCUCAGAAGAAGUGGAGAUUGCUUCAAAGCGAGAAGCUUUCGAACUUGAAGAACAAUCUUCGGCGUAACAAGGAACAAGUAACUCAAGGGAAGGCUAAGAUUGAAGGAGAAUCUCGUGAUCUCAAACUGAAAUAUGGAGUUCUUGAUUCAGCUCGCUCCACACUAGAGAAAAUUAGAGUUGAACAAGUGGAGAAGUAUUUUCCCAAUCUAAUAUGUACACAAAACCUUGGCCUUAUGGCAAUCUCAUCUGAGCGGCUUCAUAAGCAGUCAGUGGUAGUGAAACAACUAUGCAAACUGUUCCCUCAACGCCGAGUUAGUUUCGACGGAGAGAGUCAGAACGGUUCGGUUGGUCAGUAUGAUCUCAUUUGCAAUAUACGUCUCCCGAAAGGUCUGGACCCUCACUCAAUCCCAUCAGAAGAGCUCGCUGCCUCAUUAGGGUUGAUGGUCCACCUUCUGAACCUUGUUGCUCACAACUUAGCAGCCCCUGCACUCCACACCUCAGCUUUUGCGGGCUCUUGCUCCCGUAUAUGGCAACGAGAUACCUAUUGGGACGCACGUUAUUCAACUCGAAGCAACGAGUUUCCUCUCUUCAUACCUCGACAAAACUAUUGCUCAACGAGCGUUGAGAACUCAUGGACAGAUAAAAACUCGAGCAACUUCGGUGUUGCUUCCAUGGAAUCCGAGAGAAAAUAUGCGCCGCGUCUGGACUCUACAAGAAGCAACAGCUUUAACUACUCUUCUGCUUCUCCUCAUACGGUUGAGUCACAUCUAGAUCUUCAGCAAGGGAUAGCUCUUCUCAAGAAAAGUGUUGCCUGCUUGACAGCGUAUUGUUACAACUCACUUUCCCUCGAAAUGCCUCCCGAGGCCUCUACUUUCGAAGCUUUCGCCAAGUUGUUGGCCACGCUUUCGUCGUCAAAGGAGGUCCGCUCUGUUUACUCCCUGAAAAUGGCUUCUUCUAGAUCAUGCAAGCAGGCUCAACAACUCAACAAAUCCAUAUGGAACGCUCACUCUGUCAUCUCAAGCUCCUUACUUGAAAGUUCCCAUCUUCCGAGGAACACAAGGUAUAACCAGGAUCCGAACUCAGCAGCGAGUUAUCUCUCUGGGACGGAAGCAUCGGAGAGUCGGAAGAAUGAUAUGAAUGGAUGGGAUUUGGUGGAGCAUCCUAAGUACCCGCCACCACCAUCACAGUCCGAGGAUGUUGAACACUGGACACGCGCUAUGUUUAUCGAUGCCAAGAAAAAAUGA